Salvia splendens (bonfire salvia) is the source of this 2075-nucleotide messenger RNA. It is a transcript of the gene SOBIR1, whose product is annotated as Leucine-rich repeat protein kinase family protein. The transcript has 2 exons. NCBI's taxonomy places the organism in Eukaryota, Viridiplantae, Streptophyta, Magnoliopsida, Lamiales, Lamiaceae. Gene Ontology annotation, molecular function: receptor serine/threonine kinase binding; ATP binding; protein kinase activity. The record is from RefSeq and is a predicted model, not a curated record. Gene Ontology annotation, biological process: protein phosphorylation. The coding region runs from base 85 to 1923 and encodes 612 amino acids.
AAAACAUACCACCACCACACAAAACUGAAAACAAACACCAACGCCAAUCACCACCACCUCCACCGCCGCCGCCGGCCACCACCAAUGGCUCCUCCUCCACCCAAACCCCACCUCCUCCUCCUCCUCUUCACCACACUAAUCCUCCUCGUCCAAUCAAAACCCCCCACACUCCUCCCCUCCGACCUCGAAGCCUUCUCCCUCAUCCACAACGACCUCGGCCGCCCCGCCGCGAAUCCCUGCUAUUCCGCCGGAAUAUCCUGCGCCGCCACCAACACCUCCCUCCGAAUCACCGCCCUCGUCUUCGAAUCACAAGGCCUCAACGGCCGGAUCUCUCCCGCCAUCUCCAAACUAACCCAACUCAAACAACUCUCCCUCUCAAACAACAACCUCUUCGAUCAAAUCCCAUCCCAAAUCGUCGACUGCAUCAACCUCGAGAUCCUCGACCUCAGAAACAACCAAUUCUCCGGCCAAAUCCCCGCCGCCCUCUCCCGCCUCAUCCGCCUCCGCGUCCUCGACCUCUCCGGCAACAUGUUCGCCGGAAGCCUCAGAUUCCUGAAACACUUCCCCAAUCUCGAGAAGCUCAACCUCGCCGACAACAUGUUCUCCGGCACCGUCCCGGCAUCCAUCCGAUCAUUCCGCAAUCUCCAAUUCACCGACCUCUCCGGCAACCCCCUCCUCUCCGGCACCGCCGUGGAAUCCGCCGGAAUCCCAAAACGCUACUCCUUCGCCGAAACUUCCAACGCCACCAACACGAAUAACUCAUCCCUCGCCCCGGGCCCAUCUCCAGCAGAAGCCCCCUCCGGCCAACCCGCCGCCCGGAGACACAAACCAAACAAGAAAAAAAGAAUCAUCGGGUGGUCUCUCGGCUUCGCCGCCGGAGUGAUCGGAGGGAUCCUAUCCGCCUUAGUCUUCUCCCUGCUUUUCAAACUCCUCUUAGUCCUAAUCCACGGCAGAAACAGAGACACCGGAAUCAAAAUCUUCAGCCCCUUGAUCAAGAAGCCAGAAGACCUCUCCUUCUUAGAAAAAGAAGACGGCCUGUCCUCGCUCAACAUCAUCGGAAAGGGAGGCUGCGGCGAAGUCUACAAGGCCGUUCUUCCCGGCAGCGACGGAAAGGAAAUUGCGAUCAAGAAGAUUAUCCAAUCGCCCACGGACCAGGAGGAGCUGACGGAGGAAGACAGCAAGCUGCUCAACAAGAAAAUGAGGCAAAUCCGGUCGGAAAUCAAGACUGUCGGAGAAAUCCGCCACCGCAAUUUACUGCCGCUUUUGGCGCAUCUGCCGCGCCCGGAUUGUCACUACCUGGUUUAUGAGUACAUGAAGAAUGGAAGCGUGCACGAUUAUCUGGUCGGGGUGGCGAAAGGGGAGAAGGAGCUGGACUGGCCGGCGAGGUACAAGAUCAUCAUGGGGAUCGCCGCCGGCCUCGAGUAUCUUCACAUGAACCACACGCCGCGGAUCAUCCACAGGGACUUGAAGCCGGCGAACGUGCUGCUAGACGACGAGAUGGAGGCGCGGAUCGCUGAUUUCGGGCUGGCAAAGUCAGUGCCGGACGCGAACACGCACAUGUCGACGUCGAACAUCGCGGGGACAGCGGGGUACAUAGCGCCGGAGUAUCACCAGACGUUCAAGUUCACGGAAAAAUGCGACAUGUACAGUUUUGGAGUGGUGUUGGCGGCGGUGGUGAUGGGGAAGAUGCCGUCGGAUGAGUUCUUCCAGAACACGGAGGAGGUGAGCUUGGUGAAGUGGAUGAGGAACGUGAUGACCUCGGAUGAUCCGAAGCGUGCGAUCGACCCGAAGCUGAUGGGGAGUGGGUACGAGGAGCAGAUGCUGUUGGCUUUGAAGGUGGCUUGUUUCUGCACAUUGGAUAAUCCUAAAGAGAGGCCUGAUAGUAAAAAUGCCAGGACUAUGUUGUCUCAGAUUAAGCAUUGACUCAAUUAUGGAGUACUACUUUUAUGGCCUAAUUUGUUUAUGUGCCACCUCCCUCUACUAUAUAUGCUAUGGAGCUUUCAUUGAAGUAUGACAACUUUUAGGCCUUAUUGGGUGAUGGGCCUUUGAAUAUUAUUUUGGAUGAAAUUGAUUAA